This is a messenger RNA of Leptinotarsa decemlineata (Colorado potato beetle), 1695 nucleotides long. Its product is annotated as short-chain specific acyl-CoA dehydrogenase, mitochondrial. Gene Ontology annotation, cellular component: mitochondrion. NCBI's taxonomy places the organism in Eukaryota, Metazoa, Arthropoda, Insecta, Coleoptera, Chrysomelidae. Gene Ontology annotation, molecular function: flavin adenine dinucleotide binding; short-chain fatty acyl-CoA dehydrogenase activity. Gene Ontology annotation, biological process: butyrate catabolic process; fatty acid beta-oxidation using acyl-CoA dehydrogenase. The record is from RefSeq and is a predicted model, not a curated record.
UUAUCUCAACAUUAUAUUUCAAGUGCUGUGCGCUCCCAAAAUCAAAAUAAAUUUCCUCAGCUCUUUCAAUUCUGAUACGUCCACAAAAUUUAAAAGAGUUAACGAAUGAAGCACAGAACAGGGAGAACACGUGACGAUAUAAGUUUUAAAUAAUGUAAAUUUCAUUCCAGUCAGUGAUGAAAUGAAAUAAAUGUUUUUGAAAACAAUUUUAUCUAUUGAUAUUACAGAAAGUGUACAAAUAUCUAUCCUUUUUUAGAGACUGAUAAGAGUCAAGGUCAAAUGAAAUUGUGAUCAUUAAUUUUUUCAUUUCAUCUUGUAUCUGGUGCUACUGUUCAUUGAAUAAUAUCUAUUCAAAAUUUCAAAAAUGUCUAUCAGGAAUGUAACCCACUGUAUACUCAGAAUUACAGGUGUUUCGAAGGGUUUUGCAAGACAUUUUAGUCUGCAUAAAUUACCAGAAGAUCAUUUGAUGUUACAGAAAACAUGUCGAGACUUUGCUGAAGUUGAACUGAAACCAAUAGCAGCCGAAUUAGAUAGAGAACAUAAAUUUCCAGCUGAACAGAUUAAAAAAAUGGGUGAAUUAGGACUUCUUGCUGUAAAUGUGUCGGAGAAAUAUGGUGGGGUUGGACAAGAUACCUUAGCUUUAGCAGUAGCUGUUGAAGAAAUUGCCAGGGGUUGCGGUGGAACUGGAACUAUAGUUUCUGUACACAAUUGUUUAUAUGUAAAUUUAUUAGAUCGAUGCGGAACUGAUGAGCAGAAAGAAACUUUUCUGAGACCAUUUACAAGUGGCACUUUGGGUUGUUUUGCCCUUAGCGAACCAGAUGCAGGCAGCGAUGUUGGAGCUAUGUCUUGUAUAGCUGUUGAAGAUGGGGAUAGCUAUAUUCUAAAUGGUACAAAAUCUUGGGUAACUAGUGGUACAGAAGGAAAGGCUGCUGUUAUUUUCGCCACUGUAGAUAAAAGUUUGAAACAUAGAGGUAUAACUGGAUUUAUUGUCCCUCUUCCAACAGAGGGUCUUUCCUUGGGAAAAAAAGAAGAUAAAUUAGGAAUAAGGGCUUCGCCAACAUGUAAUUUGAUUUUGGAGGACGUGCGAGUACCAAAACAGAAUAUAUUGGGAACAGUAGGAGGUGGAUUCAAAAUGGCAAUGGAACAACUUGAUCGAGCUAGAGUAGGUAUUGCAGCUCAGGCUCUAGGAAUCGGUCAAGCCGCUUUAGAAGUUGCAGUUAAUUAUGCAGCACAAAGAAAAGCAUUUGGAAAACCUAUUAAUCAAUUGCAGGCAGUUAAGAUGAGGUUAGCUGAAAUGGCGUUAAGAUUGGAAUCGGCCAGGCUGCUGGUGUGGAGGGCUGCUGUUUGCUGCGAUGAACCUCAACGAUCCACAAAGGAGUCUUCCAUGGCCAAACUAGCAGCGAGUGAAGCUGCUACGUUCAUAUCACACAGUGCAAUUCAAAUUCUUGGAGGUAUGGGUUAUGUCACUGACAUGCCAGCAGAAAGACAUUAUAGGGAUGCACGGAUAACAGAGAUCUAUGCCGGUGUAAAUGACGUUCAACGUAUACUCAUAGGUGACUUGAUUGUCAAGGAGUAUGAAUGAAUGUAAUGUUUAUGAAAUGUUUUAAAUUGAUUCCAUUGAAUUAUAUUUUUAUAUGGCCAUUUGUAUUGUUUAUGCUGAGAAAAUCAUGUAUUUUAAUAAAAGUAUAUUCAGUU